Molecule: messenger RNA, 1055 nt
Organism: Budorcas taxicolor (takin)
Lineage: Eukaryota; Metazoa; Chordata; Mammalia; Artiodactyla; Bovidae
Gene: KLF14
Product: KLF transcription factor 14
Exons: 1
Coding region: 1-984 (327 amino acids)
Biological process (GO): regulation of transcription by RNA polymerase II
Molecular function (GO): DNA-binding transcription factor activity, RNA polymerase II-specific; RNA polymerase II cis-regulatory region sequence-specific DNA binding
Source: RefSeq, a predicted model, not a curated record
AUGUCGGCUGCCGUGGCGUGCCUGGACUACUUCGCCGCCGAGUGCUUGGUGUCCAUGUCCGCGGGUGCUGUGGUUCACCGCCGCCCGCCGGACCCCGAGGGCGCGGGCGGAGCGGCCAGCUCGGAGGUGGGUGCGGCGCCGCCGGAGUCCGCUCUGCCGGGUCCGGGGCCACCGGGGCCCGCGUCGGUCCCCCCGCUCCCCCAGGUCCCCGCCCCUAGCCCCGGCGCGGGCGGCGCCGCGCCCCACCUGCUGGCUGCAAGCGUCUUGGCUGACUUGCGCGGCGGCUCUGGUGGGGGCUUCGGAGAGUACUCCGGGGAAGUUCUGCGCGACUCGUCCGGCUCCUCCGACCCGACCCCGUGCUCCGGCCCGACCCUGGGCUCCCAGCCAGCCCCGGCCUCCAGCGCAGCCGAGGUCUCGGGACCCAUGCACUCCACCGGCGCGCUCGAAGUCCCUGGCGCGCCAGCCGUCCCGGGAGCGCCUGCCCACCCUGGCGCGGUGUCUGGCGUGGCCCCUGGGGCCGGCCCCGCCCCCGCCACGGGUCCAGGCCCCCGUCGGAGGCCAGUAACACCUGCUGCCAAGCGCCAUCGCUGCCCCUUUCCGGGCUGCAACAAAGCCUAUUACAAGUCAUCACAUCUGAAGUCCCACCAGCGCACCCACACGGGUGAGCGCCCUUUCUCCUGCGACUGGCUCGACUGCGACAAGAAGUUUACGCGCUCCGACGAGCUGGCCCGCCACUACAGGACGCACACGGGCGAGAAACGCUUCUCCUGCCCACUCUGCCCCAAGCAGUUCUCUCGGAGCGACCACCUGACCAAGCACGCCCGCCGCCACCCAUCCUAUCAUCCUGACAUGAUCGAGUACCGGGGGCGCCGUCGCACCCCCCGCGUCGACCCGCAACCCGCCAACCUGGUGGACAGCUCCGGCUCCGUCCCCGGGCAGGUGCCCAGCUUCACCACCUGCUUGUCUGACAGUCACUGCUGUUAGUCGUUCCCGCAAGGAUGAUCCCCCAGGCCACUGUCCUUGCUUUUUCUCUGCCCAUCCCUCUUUCCCUGAGU